Molecule: messenger RNA, 774 nt
Organism: Striga hermonthica
Lineage: Eukaryota; Viridiplantae; Streptophyta; Magnoliopsida; Lamiales; Orobanchaceae
Source: the annotation of a GenBank genome assembly
AUGGCCACAAUCUCAGCCGUCGGCUCUCUUCCUAAGCAUUUUCCGGCCAAAUUCCCCACCGCAGGCCCACCGUCGUCGCCAUUAUUUCUAAACCUGAACAUUUCGUGUCGAUGUUCCUUCGAAUCAUCAAGCUCGUUUGAACCAAAGGGAUUCUCGGAGCGUAGGCCGCCUAUUGGUCGGAGAGAGGUUGUGAUGUCUUCGAUUGGAUUAAUGGCAGCGGCAAAUUUCGAUGCUCCUAGGGGUGAAGUUUCCACUGCGUCUGAAUACGCCGACAUGCCUGCAUUACGGGGAAAGGAUUAUGGGAAGUCAAAGAUGCGGUACCCUGAUUACACUGAAACAAUUUCAGGUCUUCAAUAUAAGGAUUUACGGAUGGGUAAUGGCCCCACUCCGAAGAUAGGUGAAACUGUAGUGGUUGACUGGGAUGGCUACACUAUCGGAUAUUACGGCAGGAUAUUUGAAGCUCGUAACAAAACAAAGGGUGGCUCCUUUGAGGGAGAUGACAAAGACUUCUACAAAUUCCGAUUAGGUUCGCAAGAGGUUAUUCCUGCAUUCGAAGAAGCAGUGUCAGGCAUGGCUCUUGGUGGUAUACGAAGGAUAAUUGUCCCCCCGGAACUAGGAUAUCCUGAGAAUGAUUUCAACAGGAAAGGUCCAAGGCCAACAACAUUUUCGGGUCAAAGAGCACUGGAUUUUGUAUUGAGGAAUCAAGGGUUGAUUGAUAAAACUCUCCUCUUUGAUAUUGAGCUCCUAAAGAUUGUCCCAAAUGGAAGAAGCUAA